GCAAAACGGAAAAAGCUAACACAGAUGCACAGAAAUGGCUAAUGUAAUGAAGCCUCUGAUGAAUUGGCCAAAAUGGCAUCAGUAUUUAUACGUUCGCGCUUCAUUCAUCCACUUUGUUCAAUCUCAAUCUCAAUCUCCACUCUUCUCGACCUGCAAUGUUCGCCGACCGCCGUCGUUCACGGCAUCACCUUCCGGUUACCGGCAAGCUCAUUUUCGUUCCGGCGCGGCACUUAAAUCACGUGAAAGUCCAUUACCGUUAGAUCAAUCGGAGAGCGACAGCGAUUCCGAUGAGAAAACAAGGAAGAGUCGUAACGAGAAGAAGCGUGAAGCUCGACGCGCCGUCCGGUGGGCUAUGGAUUUAGCUAAGUUCUCUGUUCCUCAAAUUAAGCGCAUUCUCAGAGUGGCUUCAACAGAGCAAGAGGUAUACGAAGCCGUUAUGCUGGCCAAGAGACUAGGUCCUGAUGUACGAGAAGGAAAGCGAAGGCAAUUCAGUUACAUAGGCAGAUUAUUGCGAGAAGUUGAGCCUGAAUUGAUGGAUGGUUUGAUUCAGGCAACAAAAGAUGGAGACCAAACUAAAUUUCAGGCUUUAUCUGGUUCGGAACUUUCGGCUACUGAAGAUAUUGAUGAAGAGGUUGAAGAGACUGAAUAUGAGGAUGACGAAGAGAGUUCUGAGGACGAUAUUGUUUUAGCUGAUAGAUGGUUUGAUGGCUUGGUCAAUAAGGACGUUGACAUCUCUAAAGAAAUCUAUUCUCUAAGUGAGGUUGAUUUUGAUCGCCAGGAGUUACGUGGUCUUGUUAGGAAAGUGCAAUCAAUACGAGAAAAAGGAAGCAAUUCAGACAAGGAGGAAGGAAAAGUAAAUAGUGAUGUUGUCCGUGCAGAAAGAUCUCUCACUCGUUUCCUUCGAGAUUUAGCGAAGCAGCUUCAUAGCUAAAUAGAGUAUCAGAUUCAUCUGGGAGAGUAUACUCCAUACUGGCCAUCAAUAGAUCCUCAAAAAGUACAUUAAAACGUAUUUGUAAUACUUCCUAGUACACGCAUGUACUAUCUGGAAGUUACGUUUCAUUUCUCUGCCCCCAUAGCUUCUUAUUUCCCCUCUAUUAUUUUUCUCUAUUUUUCUAGGGUAGGAGGGGGUUUGGGGGGUGGGUGAAGGAGGAGAUUGUCUUUCUGCUGUAGAUCAACAUCCACUGUUUAAUGCCAUAAGCCAUGAACUUUUGUGUGGAACACUAGUACUGGAGUUUUAAUGUUAAAACCAUUGAAAAAUUUGCAUAAUGGUUGGCUGAUAGUGAGAUCGGGAAUGA
Messenger RNA from Solanum stenotomum, 1295 nucleotides. RefSeq lists its product as uncharacterized. The transcript is spliced from 6 exons. The record is from RefSeq and is a predicted model, not a curated record. NCBI's taxonomy places the organism in Eukaryota, Viridiplantae, Streptophyta, Magnoliopsida, Solanales, Solanaceae. Bases 35 to 931 code for a protein of 298 amino acids.